Messenger RNA from Adelges cooleyi (spruce gall adelgid), 1908 nucleotides. Its product is annotated as putative fatty acyl-CoA reductase CG5065. Gene Ontology annotation, biological process: long-chain fatty-acyl-CoA metabolic process. Lineage: Eukaryota; Metazoa; Arthropoda; Insecta; Hemiptera; Adelgidae. The transcript is spliced from 9 exons. Gene Ontology annotation, molecular function: alcohol-forming very long-chain fatty acyl-CoA reductase (NADP+) activity. Gene Ontology annotation, cellular component: peroxisome. The record is from RefSeq and is a predicted model, not a curated record. The coding region runs from base 156 to 1649 and encodes 497 amino acids.
CAAAUGGUAAAUCAGUUGUGAUAUUUAACAGUCACGUAUACCUAUUAAAGAACACCAUACAUAGAAGUCAGAAGAACUCUAAGAACCCCAUAUUUUGUAUAUUACAGUUGCACAUGUAAUAAGAAUAUUUUUUAUAAAGUAAUACUAAGGCAAUUAUGGACAUUAGGGAUUUUUACAGGGAAUGUGACGUCUUCGUAACAGGCGGCACGGGAUUUAUGGGUAAGGUUCUGAUUGAAAAGUUAUUAAGAUCGUGUCCCGGUAUUGGAAAAAUGUAUUUACUAGUAAGAGAACGGAAAGGAAAAGAUGUGAAAACCCGAAUUAAAGAAAUGAUCGAUUUACCACUGUUUGAAAAACUCAGAAACGAAAAGCCCGGGUUGGCCGAAAAGAAAUUAUUCCCUAUUGAAGGGGACAUAACUGAACCUCAAUUGGGUUUGUCCGACGUCGACUACCGGAUGCUAUCCGAGAACGUUUCGGUCGUGUUUCACGCAGCAGCCACGGUACGAUUCGACGAGCCACUCCGAGAGGCGAUUAUCAAGAACGUCAGAGGCACCAGGGAAGUCGUUCAGUUAGGAAAGCAAAUGAAGCGCCUUAAGGUGUUUUUGCACGUAUCGACGACAUACUGUAACUGUAAUAGGAUUUAUGUGGACGAGAAAUUUUACCCAUCCCCUGUGGGCUGGCAGGACGCAAUUUCCAUAGCCGAGAAUCUAGACCCAAAGUUGUCGGAAAUUUGCGCAAAAAAGUUUUUGGGAAAUUUUCCAAACACAUACACGCUAGCAAAAUUAAUUGCUGAACAAAUAAUUGAUGAGGAAAAGUUCAACAUGCCAAUGGUUAUAUUCAGACCAUCUAUCGUUGUGUCUUCAUUGCGAGAUCCAAUAAGUGGAUGGAUUGAUAACCUCAACGGACCAAUUGCACUUAUGACAGCAUGUGGUAAAGGCGUUACUCUAGUAACGUUAGCUCAUAAAAAUAAAACUCCAGACUUUAUUGCAGUUGACGUGUCGAUUAAGGCUAUGAUUUUAGCGGCAUAUCAACGUGGAAUUCACAACACCCCACUAGACAACAAUCUGCCAAUAUACAAUUGUUCGUCCGUAAAAAAAUCUAUAAAGGUUAAUGAAAUUUUGCAACUUGCUGUGAAAUACUUCAUGAUUAAUCCAUAUGAUGAAAUGCUAUGGCGUCCUAGAAUUUUGGUAACAAGUUCCGUGUUACUGUUUACAGUUUUGUCCUUAUUGCAACAAGUAUUUCCGGCCAUGCUUAUUGAUUUUGCAAUGAAAGUCUCAGGAAAAAAACAUUCUGUGAACUUGACGAAACUACAACGGAAAAUAUAUUUAGCGACAAUAGCAUUGUCAAGAUUUUCUACAAAAUCGUGGAUUUUUGAGAAUAACAAUUUUUUAAAAUUACUAAACCACAUACCGGAAGUAAAUCAAGAGGAUUUCAAUUUUAAAUUUGAAAAUGAAGAUGUAGACAAAUUUUUCCAAAACAGCGUUAUCGGAACCCAAAAGUAUCUAUUCAACACAAACCCACACAAAAACUUACAAGCUAAAAAAACGCUUAAAAAACUGGUUUGGAUGGAUCGAUUUUUGAGGACCUUAUUCUUUCUUGGAAUCUUAAAGCUUAUAGCAAAGAUUGUCACCCACAAAAUGUCUUCCUUUUAAUACAAUCUUUUUAGAGAGACCUAUCAUAAUGUUUAAAAAAUAUUUUAACUAAUAAAGAUUACAAUGAAAUAAAUAUUUAAAAUGUUUGUAAUUGGUAACAAAAAUAAUCGACACAGUUUAAUAUGCCUCAUUUGUUUGCUAUAUUUAUCAACAACAUUUAACAAUUCCUACUUAUUCCUGUUCGAUUUAUAUUCAUUGUAUAAUUAGUUUAUAUUCUUUAUUAUUGUACAUUUCUCAUUUAAUAUAGCUAUACAUUUAU